Messenger RNA from Arabis nemorensis, 150 nucleotides. NCBI's taxonomy places the organism in Eukaryota, Viridiplantae, Streptophyta, Magnoliopsida, Brassicales, Brassicaceae. The record is from the annotation of a GenBank genome assembly.
AUGGAGAAAUUUUCUUGUGAUAAUGAUCUCAAUGAGACAUUUACUUCACAAACUUUUUCACAGGCAUCUUUGACUGAAAUUGUUGAUGAAGUUAUUCGUGCAAGCGAAGAUGACGGUGCUAAUGUUAUUUUGGGUCAGAUUUCAGGAUAG